AUGUUCGUAUCAGAGGGCACAGUCGAGGAAUGGAGGCAUAUGUGCGACAUGAACUUCGUGGCAUUAUGUCUUUGCGCAAAACUGGCAGUCCAAAGUAUGAGGAAGCUAAAUGUGGAUGAUGGCCAUAUCAUCAACAUCAAUAGCAUCUCCGGCCAUCGAGUGCCUCCUACAAGAGUAGUCCAUUUUUAUUCGGGCAAGGAGUUUGCUGUAGGUGCUAUUACGGAGGGUCUCCGAAGGGAGCCGCGGGAUCUCAAGUCACACAUUCGAGCUACAAAAAUCCGUCCUGGACUUGUUGAGACAGAGAUGGCAUAUGUUGUGGAUCCCGAGAGGGCGAAGACACUGUACUGCAGCAUCAAGACACUCCAGGCCGAUGACAUUGCUGAUGCAAUCAUCUUUCCCUAA
Darwinula stevensoni is the source of this 402-nucleotide messenger RNA. The record is from the annotation of a GenBank genome assembly. NCBI's taxonomy places the organism in Eukaryota, Metazoa, Arthropoda, Ostracoda, Podocopida, Darwinulidae.